GUUGUAAAUGAGGCCAAACCCUGUGAGAUUGAUCCUUCACGUUUAAGAGAUGGGGAAGAUGCAGAAACAGACCUGGGCAAUCUGUUUACUUAUGUCAGGGAUGCUGUUAACACUAUUGUAAGUUCAGGUCUCAUAUGUCCACCUGUCAUGCGAGAUGUGUUCUCAACACUCAAGUCUCAGGCUAUGCUCAAUUAUCCAGAUAACACAGCUGUUCGCUACCAUGCCGUGACUAGUUUCAUCUUUCUGCGGUUUUUCACUGCAGCCAUCAUGGGACCAAACCUGUUUGAUUUAUAUUCAGACAUUCUUGACCCAUCUGUACAAAGAACAUUCACUCUUAUCUCUAAAGGCAUCUCAGGACUUGUUACCCUUGUCAGCUCAAAAUCAAACAAUGUUACAGCGAAGGAAGAGUACAUGGCACCUCUGUUUGAGAUGUUUCCCAAGUCAACUCAGACUGAUAUAAAAAUG
This is a messenger RNA of Candidula unifasciata, 465 nucleotides long. The record is from the annotation of a GenBank genome assembly. Lineage: Eukaryota; Metazoa; Mollusca; Gastropoda; Stylommatophora; Geomitridae.